This is a messenger RNA of Gasterosteus aculeatus aculeatus (three-spined stickleback), 3686 nucleotides long. The record is from RefSeq and is a predicted model, not a curated record. NCBI's taxonomy places the organism in Eukaryota, Metazoa, Chordata, Actinopteri, Perciformes, Gasterosteidae.
AAUAUGGUUUCUCUUUAUUUUAUAAUCAUUUUAGUAUGUUGCUUGAGUAUUUCAAUUGUAUUCUGUAAAUCGCCGUUUUUUACUGGACUCACUAUUAGUCACUAUGUUAGCCUCAUGAAAAUUAUAUUUUUUCAUAUUUAACUGGAAGAUUCUUUACUCGAUUCUUGCCGUGAUAUUAGUAAUUAUAGUAUACUAAAAUAUACAUAACCCCACUGCUGGUCUCAGAUGUGACACGUGUUAUAGAUGAAAAGUCGCUACGCUGUUUACGUGCGCUGACGUGACGUCAUCGGGGCGGUUUCUGCCCAUGCUCACCGAGCGGCAGGGAGAUCGGCCCGACUGCAGCCGAUUAGAUGCCUCGCAGUGAUGUAACGUCGCCUGCUCGGUGACUCCGGAUGGCUGUCUGUGCCAGGCUCUGCGGAGUGGGUCAGUCGCGGAGAUGCCGGAGGCGACAGGGGCAUAAUCAGCAGGACCAGGGCAGCGAUUCGGACAUGGAGGAGGAAGAAGAGGAGCAGAUCGUUGGGCCGACGCAAGGCGACGGAGGCGCAGCAGGCGCCGCCGCUGCUGCAGGGCCGAGUGUUGCUCGUGAAGAUGGCAGCUGUCAUGUCAACAGAGCAGGCGCUCUGGAUCGCGGCGGCACGGGACCUCCGCGCCCGCAGUCGUUAGCGGAUUUACCGCCGGAGCUCCUGGUGGAGAUAUUCUCCCUGCUGCCCGGAACAGCGCUACCGAGUGUCGCCCUCGUAGGCAAGAAAUUCCGACAAAUCCUCAACACAGAAACCAUCUGGAGAAGGCGGUGCAUGGCAGAGUUUGAUAUGAAGGAGGAUCUGAGGAGGAUGGAAGUUGGAGGAGUAUCCAGCCGGGACCUCUAUGUUGAACGUGUCAACCCACGGGUGAAGUCCGGGCGCUUUAAGAAGCUCCUUCCGGACUACGAGCGCAUGGACUAUAAAGACGUGUACAAACGCUUGCUACACCCGUUCAGACAUAUCUUGGGCUUAUGGCAGCCUGACAUAGGGCCUUACGGGGGAUUGCUCAAUGUUGUGGUGGAUGGGCUGUUCAUCAUCGGCUGGAUGUAUUUGCCACCUCACGACCCCCGUGUGGAGGAUCCCAUGAGAAGACGGCCGCUCUUUCGUAUCCACAUGUUGGAGAGCAAUAAGGCCACCAUGGAGUGUAUGUACGGACACAAGGGGCCACACAAAGGAGACAUCCAGACUGGGAAGAAGGAUGAGUUUUCAACAAAGUGUAACCAGACUGAUCAUCACCGCAUGCCAGGAGGCAGACAGGAGGAGUUCAGGACGUGGUUGGAGGAAGAAUGGGGCCGGACACUUGAAGAAAUCUUCCACGAGCACAUGCAGGAGCUCAUUCUGAUGAAGUUUAUUUACACUAGUCAAUAUGAUAACUGCUUGACAUACCGGAGGAUCUACUUGCCACCUUUGAUGCCCUCUGACCUUUUCCAUCCGGGCCUCUUCAAAGGCACCUACGGCAGUCAUGGCUUGGAGAUCGUCAUGCUCAGUUUCCACGGGAUCUAUCUGAGAGCCACCAAGCUCACUGGAGACCCCAAUGUUCCUGCAGGGCAACUCACUUUAGAUGUUGACCUGAGCCGGCCUGUCGUCCUGCCAGACUUGGAGCACCAGCGCAACAUAGAGGAACUGUCCCGCCUGGUACUGGAGGUCCACGCAGAGGUCCAGAGAGAAGAGCAGGAACAGGCCAAGGACGCUCCUGCCGCAAGCCGAGGGGCAGCAGAGGGGGCCUGCGGUAACGCCAGUGCAGCCAAUUGGGUGGAGGAGGGCCGUGUUGCCUGUUCACACAGUUGCCAGCCCGGCCCCAGCACCAGCACCAGUCCUCCCGAAGCCCAGCCCUUUGUCCUGCCCCUGGGAGUUAUGGCACGCAAUGAGGUCUACCCGCGCACCUGUAGAAAAUGCUUCUAUGGUACAGGCCUGAUCGCUGGUCACGGCUUUACGAGUCCCGAGCGCACCCCGGGGCUCUUUGUGCUGUUCGACGAGGACCAUUUUGGCUUCAUCUGGCUGGAGUUGAAGUCGUUCAGUUUGUACAGCCGGCUGACGGACCAACUAGCUCACGCUCAUGCCCCAAAUAUGAAGAGAUUUGAGGCCAUGCUGUUUAACAUGCAGUCCUGGACAUCCUGAUGCACCACGUUCUAAGCUUCACCCCACAACACAAUGCAUAAAAGCAACCAUUUUACACAAAUAAUCUCCUGCCGCCCUUUGAGUCGUGACCUAUGACUCACCGCGAUAGCUCAUCGCCGCAAUUGUCCCCGUGUUAUUGGUAUGUUUCUCAAACAUUUGGUUUUAUUGUUUGGUUGUAUCACCCUGAUCUAGCGCUCUUAUGCUCCUGUUCCCAUGCAAGCACUUUAAAAGGCCUCCCCAGGUCACCGUUUAUCAGCCCACCUCAGAAUGACCUUUAUCCUCUACUGCAGCAUGAAAACGGGUCACAGUAAUCCUUUUUUAAAUUUAUUUAUUUAUUUCCCCCAAGGCGAAAAGGAAUGAUGUUUCUGAUUUCUUAUAUUAUGAAUCAAACUGUACGUGCCUCCGAUUCUAAAACCAUGUCUGUAACUUGAUAGCGCUUGAAGACGAUAAAAGUGUCCAAUGUAUUCUACUAUAAAGCAUUACUCGGAGUUAAGUGCCCAACAUGUUGAAAUGCAUGCUGCAUUUGGUCUUAUCUCAUCUCAUCUCACCCUUAUCUGAAUCUUUUUCCUUUGUGUAUUUUGCUUAAAAAAAAACUGCUUCUCGGAUGUUUUUCUCUUCAUCACAAAUCAGUGAAAAGUUAAUUAUUUAUGUGAAGUUCAAAAUCUUUUUGGUAGUUUGUCCAGUAAAAUACUGAGUGAGUUUCACAAUGGGGUAAUUUUGUCCCCUUUGACAAGUGAGGGUGUGCUGUCUUAUCAAAACACAGUAGAUAAAACAAUCAGCCAGUUUUGGCCCUUUUGAACUUCAUAGAUUGUGAUAUGACCUGGCUCAUGGUACUACAUCACACACACACCUUUCAUGUCAUCACGCUUGACAUAACAUUAUGUAAGUGGGAAAGAUGUGUAGUACUGCAAUAGAGUGACAUGACCUUUACAUAAGCUGGUCUGAUAUUCAAGUUAUACCGUUUAUGUGCUUGUAUAAUUAUCUGAAACUUUUCUUGAAAUGUGUUUGUUGUGUUUAAAUGGCUGACCUAUCAUUUGCCCGGCUUUCCAACUGCAAAGUUGUUCCCUCCAGUUUUCCAAAUAAUUUCCAACUUGAGACCAGGCUAUUUGCACAUUAUACAAAAUAACAGCUCAAAGUACUAAGUAAGUGUCUAUUUGUCUCCUUACAGCCGAUGAUGAUGGGGUUGCUCAGUAGCUUCCUUAGUUCAAGUGCACUUUCCUGGGCAGUAUAGUGAAUCAUUCAGCCAGCACUUUUAUAUCGGACUGCUGCUUUACUAACAUUUGCAAAAUAAAAGUGUCUGCUUAUCAAUUUUUCUUUUUUUUAUUAUUUCCUCUUAAUUUAUUUGACAUUCUCAUAUAUAUCCUAAGCCCUCUGUAGCUCGCUAUUGGAGUGAUUUGCCUUCAGAAAAAAAAGAAAUGUUACUUUCUACUAUUUACAAUGCCACACGCUUGAUUGUGGGGAAGUUUGACCUAUUGAACAGCUCAUGUCACACUUCAGGGAGCUUUUCAGCUUGAGCGCUCUUCUCAGUAAUAAAAAAUACAAAACUGA